This is a messenger RNA of Heteronotia binoei (common prickly gecko), 6637 nucleotides long. It is a transcript of the gene ERBB2, whose product is annotated as erb-b2 receptor tyrosine kinase 2. Bases 49 to 3831 code for a protein of 1260 amino acids. Gene Ontology annotation, molecular function: ATP binding; transmembrane receptor protein tyrosine kinase activity. Gene Ontology annotation, cellular component: signaling receptor complex; basal plasma membrane. Gene Ontology annotation, biological process: neuron differentiation; multicellular organism development; positive regulation of kinase activity. The record is from RefSeq and is a predicted model, not a curated record. The transcript is spliced from 27 exons. Lineage: Eukaryota; Metazoa; Chordata; Lepidosauria; Squamata; Gekkonidae.
UCUCCCCGGGAGGCGAGCCCAUGAGCCGGGCUCGGCGAUGAAAACACCAUGGGGCCCUUUGCCAGCCCCAACUGGUUCCGCUUGGGGCUCCUCUUGGGUGCGCUCCGGCCGGGCGCUUGCACCACGGAAGUAUGCACAGGAACAGACAUGAAGCUGCAGCAACCGUCCAGCCCGGUAAACCAUUAUGGCACUCUCCGACGGCUGUACGAGAACUGCCACGUCGUGCAAGGCAACUUGGAGAUCACCUAUCUGCCGGCUGAUGUGGACACUUCCUUUCUCAUGAACAUCAGAGAGGUCCAGGGGUACGUGCUGAUUGCCAAGAACCACGUGCGUCGCUUGCAGCUGACGAGCCUUCUCAUCAUUCGAGGGACACAGUUGUACGAGGACAAAUAUGCUCUGGCUGUUCUUGGAAACGCCGAUGCCACUGAAAAUGUGGGGCUUCAGGAACUGGGCAUGUUGAAACUGACAGAGAUUCUGAAAGGCGGAGUGAUCAUCCAGGAAAACCCACAACUGUGCUUCCAGGAGACCAUAGACUGGAACGACAUCUUCCACAAACACAACUGGCACAACUUCACGGAGAUCGGCACCCAGCGCCGUCGGACGUGCCCUGACUGCAGAAGCAUCUGCCCCAACGGCCACUGCUGGGGUGAAGCAAGACAGAGCUGCCAGACAAUGACCAGCACCAUCUGCGCCAGCAGCUGUCCGAGGUGCAAGGGGCACCUCCCCACGGAUUGUUGCCACGAGCAGUGCGCGGCGGGCUGCACGGGACCGAAGCACUCUGAUUGCCUGGCUUGCCUCCACUUCAACCACAGCGGGAUCUGCGAGCUGCACUGCCCGUCCUUCUUCCACUACAACCAGGACAACUAUGAGUCAGUGCCCAAUCCGAACGGGCGCUACACCUUUGGAGCCACGUGUGUCAAGGAAUGCCCUUAUAACUAUUUGACUGCAGAGGUGGGCUCCUGUACUUUGGUGUGUCCUCAGAACAGCCAGGAGAUGACCGUGGGCACUGUGCAGAAGUGUGAGAAAUGCAGCAAACCCUGCCCAGAAGUCUGCUACGGCCUGGGAAUGGAUUUCCUGAAGGGAGUCCGGGCUGUCAACGCGACCAACAUCAAGCACUUUGUGGGCUGCACCAAGAUUUUCGGCAGCUUAGCUUUCCUUCAAGAGACCUUUCUGGGGGAUCCUUCCACAAAUACCCCACCUCUGGCCCCUGAGCAACUAGAAGCCUUUAAAAACCUGAAGGAUCUGACAGGUUUCUUAUUCAUUGAAUCCUGGCCAGAAACUCUCCCGGACUUAAGCCCCUUCCAGAACCUCCAGGUGAUCCGGGGACGAGCACUCUACAAUGGGGCAUACUCUCUGACUCUGCAGAACCUCCCCAUCUCCUCGCUGGGCCUGCGUUCCCUACGCGAGAUCAGCAGCGGCAUGGUCCUUGUUCACCACAACCCCAAUCUCUGCUUCAUCCAGAAUGUGCCUUGGGAAGACAUUUUCAGGAACCCCCGACAGAUGCUCUUCCACAAUGACAACAAGCCUGUUCAACAGUGCGAGCUCGACGGCCAAACAUGCUUCCCCCUCUGCUCCAAGGGCCACUGCUGGGGACCUGCAGCGACUCAGUGUGUGUCUUGCAGUGGGUUUCUGCGUGGAGAGGAGUGCGUCGAGAACUGCAGCGUUCUGGACGGAGAUGUCCGGGAACACGUCAAUGGGACCCUGUGCUUUCCGUGCCACCCGGAAUGCCUGCCCCAAAACGGGACGGAGACCUGCUAUGGAUCGGAGGCAGAGCAGUGUGUGGGAUGUGCCCAUUAUAAAGACGGCCUUUCCUGCGUGGAACGGUGCCCCAGCGGUGUGAAGGUUGAUGCCUCUUUUGUGCCCAUCUGGAAGUAUCCCGAUGAGGAGGGCGUCUGUCAGUUCUGUCCCACCAACUGCACCCACUCGUGCACGCUGCGGGACGAACUUGGCUGCCCUCUGGAUCAGAAGCCAAGCCAGGCCACGUCCAUCAUCGCCGGCGUGGUGGGAGCCGCCCUUGUCCUGGUCCUCUUGUUCCUCAUCGUCGUCUGCAUCAACCGGAGGAAGCAGCAGGAGCGGAAGCACACGAUGCGGCGUCUCCUCCAGGAGACAGAGCUGGUGGAACCCCUGACCCCCAGCGGAGCCUUGCCUAACCAGGCCCAGAUGCGAAUCCUCAAGGAGACAGAGCUGAAAAAAGUCAAGGUUUUGGGGUCCGGCGCCUUUGGGACAGUUUACAAGGGCGUGUGGAUUCCAGAUGGCGAGAGCGUGAAGAUCCCAGUAGCCAUCAAAGUCUUGCGGGAAAAUACGUCCCCCAAAGCCAACAAGGAGAUUUUGGACGAAGCCUAUGUCAUGGCGGGCGUGGGCAGCCCGUACGUCUCGCGGCUGCUGGGCAUCUGCCUCACUUCCACGGUGCAGCUGGUCACGCAGCUGAUGCCGUACGGUUGCCUGCUGGACUACGUCCGGGAGAACAAGGAACGUAUCGGGUCCCAGGACUUGCUGAACUGGUGUGUGCAGAUAGCGAAGGGAAUGAGCUACCUGGAGGAUGUCCGCCUGGUCCAUCGGGACUUGGCCGCUCGGAACGUCCUGGUGAAGAGCCCCAAUCAUGUCAAGAUCACCGAUUUUGGCUUAGCCCGGCUGCUGGAUAUAGAUGAGACGGAAUACCAUGCCGACGGAGGGAAGGUGCCUAUCAAAUGGAUGGCUCUGGAAUCCAUCUUGCGCAGACGAUUCACCCACCAAAGUGACGUGUGGAGCUACGGCGUCACUGUGUGGGAGCUGAUGACGUUUGGCGCCAAGCCGUACGAUGGCAUCCCGGCCCGCGAGAUCCCUGAUCUACUGGAGAAAGGGGAGCGAUUGCCCCAACCCCCCAUCUGCACCAUCGAAGUCUACAUGAUCAUGGUGAAAUGUUGGAUGAUUGACUCGGAAUGCCGGCCCAAGUUCCGGGAGCUGGUCACGGAGUUCUCGCGGAUGGCCAGGGACCCCCAGCGUUUUGUGGUCAUCCAGAACGAUGAUGCGAUGGGCAUGGCUAGCCCCAUCGACAGCACUUUCUAUCGCACGUUGCUGGAAGAGGAAGACAUGCAAGAUUUGGUGGACGCCGAAGAGUAUCUGGUCCCCCACCAGGGCUUCUUCAGCGCCGAGACGUCACCUGACUACCGAUCCAGGAUCCCCUCCACCCGAAGUGCCACAGAAGCUCAAGCGCCCUCGGAAGAAGCAGAGGCGGAAGCAUCGGCUCAGAAUCCCUACCUGGGCCCGGAUCUCCCUGACCAAGUAGAGCCUGUCCCUCUCCACUCCCUGGAGGAUGACUACGCAGGCAGGAAGAUGCUGCGGAUGCCGCCGCCGCCACAGGAACCUCCCAUGCUCCAGCGCUACAGCGAAGACCCGACCAGUGCCUCAGCAAGCGAAAACGAGAGCCUGGAAGCCAAGAACUACAGUUCACCUGUACCCUGCGGUGUUGUUCCAGAAUAUGUGAACCAGCUGGAGAACAGCCUCUCGCCCGGCAAAAGCUUGCGAACGCCAGGAUCCACGCUGGAAAAGCCCAAAGGUCAUUUGGGGAAGAACGGGCUCAUCAAGGAACCAAAGAGCAGCUUUCCCAACGUGGUGGAGAACCCCGAGUACCUGACGCCGCGCAACCUCCCCGUGGCUGGCCUGUUGCCGCAAGCCUUCGACAACCUCUAUUACUGGAACCAGGAGACCCCCAAGAGCCAUCCGGCGGAACUCUUUCCCCCCACCGCAGCCGCCACUUCAACUAACAGCUUCGCCCCGACUCCAACAGCGGAGAACUUGGAGUACCUCGGCCUGGCGGAAUCAGUCUCUCAUUCCAAGGACUCGUCGGCCUAAAGGGCCUCCUUCCCCUUCACUGGUGAAAUCGAGUUUCACGAUCCAGGCAGCUUAGGGCACAAGCUAACUGACUGUUAAUGCAAGUAAGAUGGCUGGGAUUUCUCGAGGUUCUCGGGGCUGGGAAGCCCUGCUCUUCCGCCUGGCAGCUGGACUAAUGCCUCGUCGGAGCCAGCUCCCAAAUCGUGCCGUUUGGGCCGAGCCAGUUGAGGCUUGGCGAGAUAACAAAAGGGGAGGGUUCGUGCAACCGCUUUGCACUUCGUCUCUCUCGCCUUUGUCUUCCAUGGAUCUCGAAUCUAAAAAAUAAGGUCAGGGAAAGAGCUAGAGAAUCGGAACGAUGAAAUGGUGGUUUAUGAAACUGUUGCGGGCUUUCUUACUGGAGGAAUUACAAUCGCUAGGGAACACGAAACAAAAUAAUGUAGGAAAAAUGAAGUCCACGUGUUGGUGUCUCUUAUAACCUUUGUUGGUAUGUUUUAAUAGCAGGGGUGAAAAGGGAACUUUUGGCCAGAACGAUUGGAAAAGACUGACCUGCCAAGGGGUUGCGGUGAAAUAAUCUGUGGUUGAAUGGACACAAAACCCCUCUCUCGUGUGGGUGCGGGGAGAUCAUGUUGCCAAGUGACAAAAGCGAACUGUGCCCCCCACCCCUUACCCUCUGAAGAAGAUUCAAGAAAAGUCAGACGAGGAAUUAAAAUUGUCUUUGAUUCAUGCUAGGAGCAGUUUGGUCAGAACGGAAUCUGGGCAAAUUCAGAGAGUCGUUCUGUUUAUAGACAACACCUAAUUUUAUGCUCUUUUCUCAGUCUGUGGCCCAACCCUUGCAGCUUUUUCCUUUGAGGCGACCGAAUCGAAGUCCGAGAGCAGCUCAACAAUUGAUGGGGACAAAGUGGAGGAGGGGGGAAGUUUAGUCAUGCCAGUUCUGUGGAAACCAGAGGCUGGCUUUACUAAUGACCUUGGGAUAUUUAUUAUUUUGAAGCACAGCAAGGCGUUUUGGAUACCAGUUAUCUGGGAGGCGAAGAAAACUGCAGAAUGUGGCCUGCGGGUGCAGAUUUUAAGUUCCCAGGAAUUUUUUCUUUUGUUGUUUUAAAAGCAGGUUUCUAGUCCUUAUGCCGUGUUUUGCCUGAGAGUGGCAUAAAGGGUCUGUUGGAAAGGGCUAUACCUGCGGGUCUCAGAUGCCAGAGAUAACCAAGAUGGCUGCAUGUGUUGGGGUGGAGCAUCAGUGCUUCACGUAACCAUCACAUAAAUAAAUCACGUAAAUAGAUAAAUAAAUAAACCAUCUCGCUCCAUAUCCCAUGAAAAAGCAUAAAAAUGGGAGACUAAAUUAUGCAGUAGAAACCACGCUGAUUCGCUCAGUUGGCCUAACUUAAUGCAGAUCCCACAACUGAGUUUGUCUUUUGCACAAUCGCAAAUUAUGGGAUGGUGCUCAACCUUUCUCGUAAGAGGGGACUGGAUGUUUUACCCCCUCGGUGAUGGACGUGCAAUUGGCUUUCUUCCCGUCUGAACAGUCUGGCUGCAGCCAUCCACACUAGGGAGGCCUCGCUCCUAGGCCCGAAGCCUGUCUCACAGAUGGGCUUGUUCCUUUGUCUAGGAGUCUGCUCACGGCACGUGGGUCGUUCUGGAACUGGGACAUGUGGCAUUCUUUGUUUGCUCCUUCCGAGGAUCUCCAGAAGCUGCAGGAAAAGCCAAACCUUUCACAGCCCACUGCUAGAACAACAUCUGCAGGGUGCUCCUCCUUUUAAAUUGCAUCUCAUGAAAAGAGGGAAACCACUGGCCGUGGCCUCCUCAACCCAGGAAGGAUCCUGGAUCCACACAGGAUCUUGCACUGCCCCGCGGCCCAUUUUAAGAUCACAGCAAUUCUAUUCCGCUCAGGCUGUGAACUGCUCCGCUCAGUAGGGGGGAAUAAUUAGAGGGAACCUUGGUGUAUGUGUGGGGCGCUUCUGGCAGCAGAUUUGGGAUGCUGCAAAGUGUGACAGGAGGCAGACAGGCCACACACAACCCAUGCUUCUGUGCAAGCCCUGUGGACCAACAUCACCGUUCAUUUCAGCGGUCACAGGCAGAACAUCUCAGCAGGCCGUGCCUCCAUGCAUCUUUACAGGAGAGCCUUUUGGGGUUUCCACAGGCACCCAAAUCAUCAUGGGCUUCCUCUGGGCUGCGAACGGAAGAAAGAUAGUCGGAGACUUUUGCAAGGGACCCAAAGGCCUGUCUGGGCCCGUAACCUUCCUGUCCCCCUUCCAUGGCAAAACUCCUUGCACCAAGCUUUGCCUGCUGUCUGCCCGCUUCCUCCUAUGAAGAUUGCCGGCCUGUUUGUUAAAUUGACACUGGCUGUACCCUGCAGUGCUUUGGGAAAGGACAGAUCACUGUGCCAAAGAGAAAGACGACUGUGGAGGAUGGACCUUGACUAGAUGGCACUUUGGGGCAGCGAAACAGCUGGGUUUUGCAGAGGGAAACGUAUGUUUUUGUCACUCAAAGCGGGUUAGCAGAGUGGCUUGAUUACCACUGGAACCAAUAACGAGCCACCAGUUUAAGGGUACAGACAAGUAGACCGAAUGCGCCAGCCGUCCUUGGCGUAUCUUCUGCAGAAAUUCCAUGAAUCACACAAGAGGGAGGUUGAAAUCUUGAAAUAUUUCUGAGGCGGGAUAGAGGGGGAUAAAUUAACUUUCUAUUUAUGAAGUCCACCCCUUCAUCGCUCCUGCCACACCCCCCCCCGUUCCUCUAAAACCGUUUGUUCCCAAACCUGGGCUCUUUUUGGUGUAUCCAAGGUUAUCUGCUGUGGAUUCCUUUUUACAAAAAAAAAAAAUCAACCACGUUACGAGUA